Molecule: messenger RNA, 1046 nt
Organism: Sitophilus oryzae (rice weevil)
Lineage: Eukaryota; Metazoa; Arthropoda; Insecta; Coleoptera; Curculionidae
Product: trypsin-like
Exons: 4
Coding region: 79-1008 (309 amino acids)
Biological process (GO): proteolysis
Molecular function (GO): serine-type endopeptidase activity
Source: RefSeq, a predicted model, not a curated record
AUGUCGUUCAUUAUUGUUAAAAGUUGAAUAGUACUAGAAAAGAUAGCAAAAAAUUUCCUUACUUAAAAUGAAGAUGAAAUGUGUCCAAAAACGAUAAUUGUUGUGAUUUUGAUAUUGGGAUUUAUAGAAAAAGUUUCGUGUUUGCCAUUGAAGAUUAGAAAAAAGUUAUUGAAAAGUUUAGAAUUCUAUGAGUCGGAUGCUCAGCUGAGAGUUCUAGGAGGGUUUACUUGCUCCACUUUAGAAUUUCCAUUUCUAGUUAGUAUCAGUUACGAUAAGGGUGACAGAUAUUACAUAAAAUGUGGCGGAACACUGUUAUCCGAGUUUUGGGUUUUGACAGCGUCACAUUGCCUGACCGGUGACUUUGAUUUGGUUAUUUUCGCAGGAGUAAACAGACCUUCAGGACCCUACGUUCGAGACGCACACAGGAAAAUUCUGCAUCCCGACUUCAAUCCACAUACAUUCUUUAACGAUAUAGGACUCAUAAAGCUGGCUAAUCCAUUGCCUAAGUCUAAAUAUAUCGACUACGUAAAAAUACCCAAGAUGUUGUUGGUUCCCACAUACCUAGAGGAAAUAUGUAGUAGAGCCCUAGUAAUGGGCUGGGGAAUAAUGAACAGAGACAGACACAAUCCACAACUUCCCGCAAGGGUCAAUUUACAAUGUGCGUUUAUUCCUUAUCUGUCAUUAGACGAAUGCAAAUACAGCUUAUGGAAUAUCGAUGAGACGAAGAUGUGUACAUUUUCAGCAGAAGGCAUAGACACUUGUCAGGGAGAUUCGGGAGGACCACUGCUCUGUGGAGUAUCUCAAAUAGGAGUAGUGUCGUGGGGCGUUGACUGUGGUGAUGGUAUGCACCCAGGAGUAUACUCUCGCGUGGACAUGUAUUUGGAUUUUAUUAAUAAAAUAAUGACUGAACGUGAUUCUCCCAAUAUUGUCGCUCUAGCAUGCCCAGUAGGUGGUGUUUUUUUGACGGUACUCCACUGUAUUCUUAUGUUUUCUUUAUAUUUGUUUUAGUUGUACAUAUAGCAACAUUAUUAAUAAGAAAAUAUACA